CAAACAAGCGGCUUUUGCGUGGCAGGCUUGUGGUCAAAUGCCAAUAAAAUCGGAUUUUCGGGAAACUUAAUGGUUUUUUCUUGUGUUUCAGACGAGUAAUUCGUGUUUUCCAUUAUCGGUGGAAAAUAAACAAUUUUCGGAACCUAAUAAGGUUGUCCACAUGAUGUCCUCAGCGCUGGACGUAGAUCCAACCUUUAAGCAUGCCCUGAAAUUGUUACACUCAUCCAAUACGGAGGCUGCUGAAAAAAUUCGAAACCUCUUGGAUGAAGUCAUCAAACAGCGCCACGGUGGGAGUAAAACGUUAGCCAGUACUCUAAGCAAGAAACAUCUGGCCGAGGAAUGUUCCGCACCUGGUAGCAAUUUGUACGUACGGAAACAGAAACCAGCUCCCGUGGUCAUCCUUCCACCGUCUGCGACACCACCUGUGACGGCCACAUCGGAUUCCAAACAAUCGCCGACCAAAAGUGAACCGGUUGUAGAAUGUGUCAUUCCGACGCCGGAAUCACUAACGGUUCCCCCGCCACCAGGUCCAAUCAUAUUAUCCAUCUCAGACGUUGAAGGCAACGAUGAAGACGAUGAUGUGGUCAUGGAAGAGGACCAGUUGAAGGAGUUAGAAGAUUUGAUGUGCAUUGUUUGUCGCCGGAUGGAUGUCAGCGCCAGGAAUCGCCUGGUUGAGUGCGCAGAUUGCCAUUCGUUGUAUCACCAGGAAUGCCACAAACCGGCUAUCUCGGAAGCCGAUGCCAACGACCAAGAAAAUGCUUGGUUCUGUACACUUUGCAGGAACAAAUCUGUCGCCAAAUCGUCCGCAUCGCCAGCAGUCAGCUCGCCGGCCAAACUAUCAUCGUCAUCUUCUUCGUCUCAUUCUAAAAGCUCAAGUAGUAAAUCGCACGAAUCAUCAUCUUCGAAGCACAAAAGCUCAAAAUCUAGCAAGGAAGGAUCAUCUUCACAUGAACGCAGCAGAGAAAGAGAUCGGGAUCGUGACCGAGAUAGGGAACGGGAUCGGGACAGAGACCGUGAACGCGACAGAGAACGUUCCGAUCGGUCCGAUAGAGAUCGCGAAAAGGAUAAGGAAAAAUCGUCCUCAAAAACAGGAAGUAGUUCCUCCACUUCGGGCACUUCGUCUGGAAGUAGCUCUAGCGGAAUCACACCUUCUGGUAGUAGCACAUCAUCGGGAGUAGGCACGCCGAAUAUCAACAUCAUCAGUGCGGAUAAGCGUCUACAAAUGAUGAAGAAGAAAGCAGCCAAACUUCACGAUAGUAAACGAAAACAUAAAUAACAGGUUUUUCAUAUUUUGCUCUGGAAUCGUUUCACAUAAUUACUUCAACAGCGUCUUGUGAAUUGUUGCUUUUAUACAAUAAAACACUGCAGUUAAGACACUCUAAAAAAAUUAAUGACACAGUCCGACAUCUCUCCCAUCUCUGUAACUCACCAAAUAAACCUGCUCUUAUUGUCGU
Molecule: messenger RNA, 1454 nt
Organism: Uranotaenia lowii
Lineage: Eukaryota; Metazoa; Arthropoda; Insecta; Diptera; Culicidae
Product: integrator complex subunit 12-like
Exons: 2
Coding region: 161-1276 (371 amino acids)
Biological process (GO): snRNA 3'-end processing
Cellular component (GO): integrator complex
Source: RefSeq, a predicted model, not a curated record